AUGAGCUACAACAGGAACACCGCGGGCGCUUCCGCUGGGGCGAGUCGAGACGACAUGGAACGCGAGAACGAUCGAUCGCUCGAGUUUAUGAGCGAGCGCGUGAGCGCGCUGAAGAACGUGACGAUAGACAUCAACGAAGAAGUGUCAAGGCAACAUCUUUUGCUCGACGACACUGCCGAUGAAUUUGCUCGCGUCAGAGAAACACUUCGGGACUCCGCGCGAGCGUUUCAGCGCGUCAUCGACAAUGCUCGUAGGCAGGGAUACUUUUGGCAAGUGGUGAUGUUCGUGAUCGUGUCCUUCUUCAUCUUGCGCAUGAUGUUCUACUGA
Messenger RNA from Ostreococcus tauri, 327 nucleotides. RefSeq names its product Target SNARE coiled-coil domain. The record is from RefSeq and is a predicted model, not a curated record. Bases 1 to 327 code for a protein of 108 amino acids. Gene Ontology annotation, biological process: intra-Golgi vesicle-mediated transport. The transcript is spliced from 2 exons. NCBI's taxonomy places the organism in Eukaryota, Viridiplantae, Chlorophyta, Mamiellophyceae, Mamiellales, Bathycoccaceae.